Molecule: messenger RNA, 957 nt
Organism: Eimeria maxima
Lineage: Eukaryota; Apicomplexa; Conoidasida; Eucoccidiorida; Eimeriidae
Exons: 1
Coding region: 1-957 (318 amino acids)
Source: RefSeq, a predicted model, not a curated record
AUGACGCCGCUAACACCAGAAGAGAGGCAGCAAGCACUGCAGCAGCAGCAGCAGCAGCAGCAGCAAGAGGAAGAGGAGAUGCAGAGGCAACAGAAGGAGCAACAAGAAAAAAGAGAGCUGCAGGAGAAAGACAAAGACAAUCAGCAGGUAGCACAGCAGCAGGUGCAACAUGGCCCCGAAACGGAGUUGUUGCAGCAACAGCGACAGCAGCAGCAACAGCAGCAACAGCAGCAACAGCAGAAGCAGGAAACACCGCAGCAGCAGGAGACCCAUCAAGAACAAAAAGAGAAUGCUAGGCAGCAGCAAGUGCGGGUGCUGAAUGAGGAUGCGCUGCGCCUCAAACAGCAGAAGCAGCAGCAGCAGCAGCAACAGCAGCUGCAACAGCAGCUGCAGCAGAAGCAGCAGCAACAGCAGCAGCUGCUACAACAGCAGCUGCAGCAGAAGCAGCAGCAAGCAGCAGCACAGAGAGCUCUUCAGGCACAGCGAGCAGCAGACAGAGGGCUUGCUGCUGCCCUCCGAGCUGCAACAAGCGGUGGCCACCUCCAGCAGCUCUUCUCGCAGCAGCAAAAGCAGCAGCAGCAGCAACAGCAGCAACAGCAGCAGCAGCAGCAGCAGCAGGGCAGCAGCCUAAGCUAUAAUACUACUCCCUUUGCUAGUCUUCAAAGGGCAGUUUGUGUUAUGAAGGGACUAGUGCCACAGCCAGCAGCAGGAGGGUCAGCAGCAGCAAAAGCACAACUACAGAGACGAGGAUGGCUAGCCAGCAGCACCCCUGGUGGGGUCCCUACACAGAUGCUGCCGGCCCCACCACGACCGAGGCAGCAGCAGCAGCAGCAGCAGCAGUUGCUGCUGCUGCAGCAAAAGAGGCAGAAUCAGCAUCAGCAGCAAGCAGGUUGCGUAAAAAAACGAGGAGGACGUAUAACAGAUUUCUUCUCUCCUCUAGGCAAUAAUAGUAACUAA